This is a messenger RNA of Mustela lutreola (European mink), 2219 nucleotides long. It is a transcript of the gene ADIPOR1, whose product is annotated as adiponectin receptor 1. The transcript has 8 exons. NCBI's taxonomy places the organism in Eukaryota, Metazoa, Chordata, Mammalia, Carnivora, Mustelidae. Bases 349 to 1476 code for a protein of 375 amino acids. Gene Ontology annotation, molecular function: signaling receptor activity. Gene Ontology annotation, biological process: adiponectin-activated signaling pathway. Gene Ontology annotation, cellular component: plasma membrane. The record is from RefSeq and is a predicted model, not a curated record.
GCGCUAGGACCCCCGGGAGCCCCGACCCAGACCUGAGGCGGGGACAGCCCGUGGGGCUGACCCGCCCGGACACGCGAGGGUCUCGAGUUCCCCCACCCCGGAGCCGGCAGCUCCUCCCGGCUGCUCCGCGGUCUGGGUUGUAAACAUUUCCGGCCCCUCCCACUGCGCGCCGCCUCCGGGGCGGCCUCCACGGCAGUCUAAGGGCGGGUGGGCUGCUGGUUCUCGGCUUAACUCCCCGGCUGCCAACAGUCCUGUGUUCACCAUCACAGGGAGAUCUCUGCCCCCUGGGGCUGAGAGACCCCAACCUUUCCCCAAGCUGAAGCUGCAGGGUUUUGGGGUACCAGCCAGAUGUCUUCUCACAGAGGAUCUGUGGUGGCACAGGGCAAUGGAGCUCCGGCCAGUAACAGGGAAACGGACACGGUGGAGCUGGCUGAACUGGGACCCCUGCUAGAAGAGAAGGGCAAACGGGUAAUUGCCAACCCAACCAAAGCAGAAGAAGAGCAAGCAUGCCCAGUGCCCCAGGAAGAGGAGGAGGAGGUGCGGGUACUGACGCUUCCCCUGCAGGCCCACCAUGCCAUGGAGAAGAUGGAGGAGUUUGUGUAUAAGGUCUGGGAAGGACGCUGGAGGGUCAUCCCAUAUGACGUACUCCCUGAUUGGCUGAAGGAUAAUGACUACUUGCUACAUGGCCAUAGACCACCUAUGCCCUCCUUCCGGGCUUGCUUCAAAAGCAUUUUCCGCAUCCAUACAGAAACUGGCAACAUCUGGACCCAUCUGCUUGGUUUUGUGCUGUUUCUCUUUUUGGGAAUCUUGACCAUGCUCAGACCAAAUAUGUACUUCAUGGCCCCUCUACAGGAGAAGGUGGUUUUUGGAAUGUUCUUUUUGGGUGCAGUGCUCUGCCUCAGUUUCUCCUGGCUCUUUCACACCGUUUAUUGUCAUUCAGAGAAAGUCUCUCGGACUUUUUCCAAACUGGAUUAUUCAGGGAUUGCUCUACUGAUUAUGGGGAGCUUUGUCCCCUGGCUCUAUUACUCCUUCUACUGCUCCCCACAGCCACGGCUCAUCUACCUCUCCAUCGUCUGUGUCCUGGGCAUUUCUGCCAUCAUCGUGGCACAGUGGGACCGGUUUGCCACUCCUAAGCACCGGCAGACAAGAGCAGGAGUGUUCCUGGGACUUGGCUUGAGUGGUGUUGUGCCCACCAUGCACUUUACUAUCGCUGAGGGCUUUGUCAAGGCCACCACAGUGGGCCAGAUGGGCUGGUUCUUCCUCAUGGCUGUGAUGUACAUCACCGGAGCUGGCCUUUAUGCUGCGCGAAUUCCUGAGCGUUUCUUUCCUGGGAAAUUUGACAUAUGGUUCCAGUCUCAUCAGAUUUUCCAUGUCCUGGUGGUGGCCGCAGCCUUUGUCCACUUCUACGGGGUCUCCAACCUUCAAGAAUUCCGUUACGGCCUAGAAGGCGGCUGUACUGACGACUCCCUUCUCUGAGCCUUCCUACCUGAGGGGUGGAGGAGGAACUUCCCAAGUGCUUUUAAAAAUAACUUCUUUGUUGACGUGAGAGGAAGAGUCUGAGUUGUCUGUUUCUAGAAGAAACCUCUUAGAGAAUUCAGUACCAACCAAGCUUCAGCCCACUUUCACACCCACUGGGCAAUACUUUCCAGUUCCCUAGCUGAGGAGGGCAGGGAUGGCCCAAUUUAGCCAUGCCUGUCUUCAGCAGCUCCCCCUUGUUGGCAAGGCAACUACCGUCCCCUCACAGAGACAGUACUUCAAAGCUCAUGUUGAGAUUUUACCCCUCCUCCAACCAUUUUGGGAAAAAAUGAUGGACUGGGACUCUUCAGAAAUUCGCUUUCUGGAGGAAAAUAUCCCUCCCUUACCCCCAUCCUUACUUUGUAACCUGGCUUAUAACAGGCCAUCCAUUUUUGUAGCACACUUUUCAAAAACAAUUAGAACCUGGUCCCAUCUUUCUCGGGCCUGGAUCUGCUUUUACAGCAGGAAGAACAAAGCCACCAACUUUUACAUAGCCCGGCUAAUCAUGGAAGUGUGUCCAGGCUUCAAAUAACUUGACUUUUAAUUUUUUUUUUCUUGGCAGAGUAAUGUAAAAUUAAAAUGGGGAAAGAUAUUUAAUAUUUAAUACUAAGCUUUAAAAAGAAACCUGCUAUCAUUGCUAUGUAUCUUGAUGCAAAGACUAUGAUGAUAAUAAAAGAAAGUACAGAAGACACUCGGCAUUCGAA